UGCUGCAUUUGUUAGUGGCGCAUUGAGCCUCGGGAUGUCUGGACGCGGGAAGCAGGGCGGCAAGGCGCGCGCCAAGGCCAAGACGCGCUCGUCGCGGGCGGGCCUGCAGUUCCCGGUGGGCCGCGUGCACCGCCUGCUGCGCAAGGGCAACUACUCGGAGCGGGUCGGGGCCGGCGCGCCGGUGUACCUGGCGGCGGUGCUCGAGUACCUGACGGCCGAGAUCCUGGAGCUGGCGGGCAACGCGGCGCGCGACAACAAGAAGACGCGCAUCAUCCCGCGCCACCUGCAGCUGGCCAUCCGCAACGACGAGGAGCUCAACAAGCUGCUGGGCCGCGUCACCAUCGCGCAGGGCGGCGUGCUGCCCAACAUCCAGGCCGUGCUGCUGCCCAAGAAGACCGAGAGCCACCACAAGGCCAAGGGCAAGUAGAAUCGUGGUUCAUCCUGCCACCCCAGCUCUUCCCAGUCUAACCAAAGGCUCUUUUAAGAGCCACCUA
Lutra lutra (Eurasian river otter) is the source of this 494-nucleotide messenger RNA. Its product is annotated as histone H2A type 1-B. Lineage: Eukaryota; Metazoa; Chordata; Mammalia; Carnivora; Mustelidae. Gene Ontology annotation, molecular function: structural constituent of chromatin; DNA binding; protein heterodimerization activity. The record is from RefSeq and is a predicted model, not a curated record. Bases 35 to 427 code for a protein of 130 amino acids. Gene Ontology annotation, cellular component: nucleosome. The transcript has a single exon.